CCUACACCUGCCAGCCAGUCUCUGAUUUUGACUUCAACGGGGCUCGCGCACAGCAGGAGCGGGGCAGCAUUCAAGCAUCUCAGCGGAUCAGCUGUUAUCUUUUCAUUUUUUACUGGAAUUUUUACUUUCUGUCUUUAGUUAUCAACUCAUCAUAAUUUACCAGGAAGCCGGUGGACUAUUCAAAUUUCUUCUGAUACUUUUUUUUCUCGCUUAUGACACAAUUGGCACAUCACUGCGCGCUGGCAGCAACACAAGGAGGCAGAUUUGAGGACGAAUAUCGGCGCUUUUUAAGACCCCCUCCCUUCUUCCUCGAGUUACCUAUGAUUAACGAUUUAUUUAGUGGUCCGUCCUACUGAAAACGAUAUCCCGCUCAACAAGGCAUGAAUGAAACGCUCAAAAUGUGUUGGCUCAGUCCACCUGUCCGGGAAUGAACAAUUUGAAUUUUUGCAAAUAAUAAGAAAAACAAGAGUGAGCACAUGACGGAGUGCUUAAACAUAGGCUGACAUGUGAGCAUCGUAAAUCUUCAGCCUAACAUCGCUGCUUUGGUCGUCGCAUGACCGCGUUGGACAUCCGUGUCGGUGCUGUAACGUGCGCUGCGCUUAAACGCAUUAGUCUCUGCGUAAAGAACAAACAAAGCAUAUAAAAAGAUGAUAUUUUUCCGUAAAUUCCGAGUGCUGAUACUCAUGGUGUUUUUGGUAGCGUGCACCAUGCACAUUAUGAUAGAUCUGUUACCGAAACUGGAAAAGGAGGCGGCGGGCGCGGAGAGCGGGGACGGCGGCUGUCAGUGCGCUCAUCACCCGGGCGGAGAGUCGCAGGGCUGGGCGAAGCAACCCGCCAUGCCCGCGGCCGAGGCGGGCUGGCCUAACAAGCACACGCUGAGAAUCCUCCAGGAUUUCAGCAACGAGCCGAGCUCCAACCUCACGUCGCAUUCGCUGGAGAAGAUCACGGCGGCCGCGGAGCGGGCGCAGUCCCUCGGGCAGACCAAACCGCCUCCCGGGAAAGCGCAUGACCACAAGCCGCUGAUGGGAGCCGCAGGGGCGGUUCGGGCCGUCCCUGCCCCCGGUGCAUCCCGCCUGCUUGCUCUGUUUGAGCAUCCUUUGUACAACGUUGAGCUUCCUUCCUUCACGAACGACGACACUUUGUUCAACGUCAACACUGACAUCAGGUUUUAUAACAAAGCAAAUGGGAACCAAGGAUGGCAAAAUGAGGAGGGGAACGAAGAGGAGGAAGAGGAGGAGGAAGAUGAGUUCUCUCCAAAGGAAGAAGCGACCGCAGAAUCGUACCCUAACUGGUUGCGUUUUCAUAUGGGCAUCAACCGCUAUGAGAUGUACUCCAGGCACAGUCUUGUGCUGGACGCCCUCCUGAAGGACCUGGCCACACAGGAGGUCACCAGUGUCGCCAUGAAAUCGGGAGGCACCCAGCUGAAGUUGAUCAUGACUUUCCAGAACUAUGGGCAGGGUCUGUUCAAGCCCAUGAAGCAGACUCGAGAGCAGGAAACCCCUCCGGACUUCUUUUACUUCUCUGACUUUGAGAGGCACAACUCUGAGAUCGCCGCUUUUCACUUGGACAGGAUCCUUAAUUUCCGGCGCGCCCCGGUGGCAGGGCGACUUGUCAACAUGACAAGGGAGAUCAGGGAUGUGACGCGUGAUAAGAAUCUGUACAAGACCUUCUUCAUCUCACCAGCCAAUAACCUCUGCUUCUACGGCGAGUGCUCGUACUACUGCUCCACCGAGCAUGCUCUGUGCGGUAAACCGGACCAGAUCGAAGGCUCGCUGGCGGCCUUCCUGCCCGACCAGAACCUGGCCAAACGCAAGUCAUGGAAAAACCCCUGGAGACGAUCCUACAGCAAACGCAAGAAAGCAGAGUGGGAGGUGGACCAAGAUUACUGUGACGAGGUGAAGAAGACUCCUCCGUAUGACCGAGGGACUCGACUGCUGGACGUAAUGGACAUGACCAUCUUUGACUUCUUAAUGGGCAACAUGGAUCGGCAUCAUUAUGAAACCUUUGAGAAGUUUGGAAAUGACACCUUCAUAAUUCACCUGGACAACGGAAGAGGCUUUGGAAAACACUCCCAUGAUGAGAUGUCCAUCCUGGUGCCUCUCAUCCAGUGCUGCAGGCUGAAGAAAUCUACGUACCUGCGUCUGCAGCUGCUGGCCCAAGACGAGUACCAGCUGAGCUCCCUGAUGGAGGAGUCCCUCCUCCAGGACCGACUGUCCCCGAUCCUCAUCCAGCCCCACCUGCAGGCCCUGAACCGCAGGCUGCGCCUGGUGCUGCAGGUUCUGGCGGGCUGCAUAGAGAAAGAGGGUUACGGUAACGUUUUGGAGGAAGACGUCGGCGGCGACCCAAAGGCCACCCAAAGGACCCCGGGCCACAGGUAGUGAGACCUGCGAGGUGACGGGAACCACCGGCGACACACGAACGAUGGAGCGAGUCUUUGACCAAUGGGAUCGCGCCAAGGGUCCCACUUCAGAUAUCGAGCUGAAUUCAGUGAAUUCCAAGACUUGCCAUCAUUGCCUCUCUGCAAGCUGCUUUUAAGUGCGCUCACACCAGGGGAGUGGGGGGGGGGGGGGGG
Pungitius pungitius (ninespine stickleback) is the source of this 2572-nucleotide messenger RNA. RefSeq names its product FAM20C golgi associated secretory pathway kinase a (gene fam20ca). Gene Ontology annotation, molecular function: protein serine/threonine kinase activity. Gene Ontology annotation, cellular component: Golgi apparatus. NCBI's taxonomy places the organism in Eukaryota, Metazoa, Chordata, Actinopteri, Perciformes, Gasterosteidae. Gene Ontology annotation, biological process: protein phosphorylation; enamel mineralization. The record is from RefSeq and is a predicted model, not a curated record.